CUGAGAAGAUGUUUGAACGGAGCAGGGAGGCCGAACUGAGCUGCACUGACCUCACCUCAAUAUGAUUCUGGAUGGAUGUGUGCUGAGAGCUCCCCUCCUGCUGGCGCUGGCCUCGCUGCUGCACGCCUCCAGGACGGGCCGGCUCGCCUCCGAGAAGCCGCCGAGGUCGCCGAGAGCGAGGCAGAGGAUGGUGAACCUGUGUCUGAACUCCUCAGCUGUCAUGAAAUUCCCCAGCCCGUCCUCCUCCAUCGCCGCCAACAUGUCCCUGACACCCUGGACCUACAGAGACUCCUUUGUGGAGUCUCGGAUCCCCAGACGGAUCUCACAGGCCCAGUGUCUGACCUCGGGCUGCCUGGACCCCCGGGGCGGAGGGGAGACCGCCAGCCUGCAGGCCCGACCCAUCAAAUACCAAGUCCUGGUUCUGCACAUAGUACCACGACAAAACCUCCCGACCAGGCGGAGACGGAGGCAGCACCAGUUCCAGCUGGGGAUGGAGGAGAUCACAGUGGGCUGCACCUGCGUGAGGCCCAGCGUCUUACUGCAGCCCUAACACAGACACAUACUGCUUUGUAAUUGCACUUUGUCAUAUCAAAAUGCAAUAAAAAAAAAAGUGAUAUCUUAGCUGAGAGGUGUUGGAAGUACUAUUUACAUAAAACUCCCUAUAAACAAGUUGUGUUACUGUGUUUUUAAUUUAAGGACAGCAGGUUUUGUCAGUGUUUGGAUAGUUGUGGGUCUGAAUUUCCUCCACCAUCCCACUCGCGUUUGUUCUUUUGCUCUAAUAGGUUUGGAUUUAAUUCGCUAUUUUA
Salarias fasciatus (jewelled blenny) is the source of this 806-nucleotide messenger RNA. RefSeq names its product interleukin 17a/f3 (gene il17a/f3). Bases 62 to 550 code for a protein of 162 amino acids. Gene Ontology annotation, biological process: inflammatory response. Gene Ontology annotation, molecular function: cytokine activity. The transcript is spliced from 4 exons. Gene Ontology annotation, cellular component: extracellular region. Lineage: Eukaryota; Metazoa; Chordata; Actinopteri; Blenniiformes; Blenniidae. The record is from RefSeq and is a predicted model, not a curated record.